Messenger RNA from Ctenocephalides felis (cat flea), 1989 nucleotides. Its product is annotated as peptide-N(4)-(N-acetyl-beta-glucosaminyl)asparagine amidase-like. Gene Ontology annotation, cellular component: nucleus; cytoplasm; cytosol. Gene Ontology annotation, biological process: glycoprotein catabolic process; protein deglycosylation; protein quality control for misfolded or incompletely synthesized proteins. NCBI's taxonomy places the organism in Eukaryota, Metazoa, Arthropoda, Insecta, Siphonaptera, Pulicidae. Gene Ontology annotation, molecular function: peptide-N4-(N-acetyl-beta-glucosaminyl)asparagine amidase activity. The record is from RefSeq and is a predicted model, not a curated record.
AUGGCUAAUAUAGAUACAUUAUGCAUUGAAAAUUUAGAAAUGAAUUCGAAAGAAGUUUAUCUCAAAGCGAGAAUAUUAUUGAAGCUAUUAAAAAACAUAGUAGAUAAUCCAGAUAACCAAACUUAUAAAAGUAUAAGAGUUACAAAUCCAAAUAUAUCUUCAAAUCUACUAAAUGCUCUAGGAGCUGAAGAAUGUCUGCUCAAAAUAGGUUUUGUUAAAAUAAAUGAUCGAUUAACUUUAUCACCAAGUAUUUCUGUAAAUUCGAUAUAUGAAUAUUAUGAAUAUUUAUUAAUACGAAGAACAAUUAUUUUAUCUCAAACUGAUGCAAAUAAUGAAAGCAAAGUUGAUAGUACUUGUGACAAAAAACCCAAAAUACAGACAAAUAUAGAAUCUGAACAGAUUAAGAGUGAAUACGAUCAAAACCAGCCGUCAACUAGUAGAGGCUCCAGGAGUGAAUUGAUGAAAAGUGCCCCAAAAACAAUAUUAAACGCACCAAAUCAAUUUUUGCGAUCCUUAGAGACACAUUCCUUAGCUGUACUUGCUUAUGAAAAUCCUGCAUUAUUAAGGAAGGCAUUAAGCUGUAUUCCAGUAGUACAAUUAGAAAUUAACGCAUUGGAAAGAAUGAGAAGCAUACAGAAGUCUAUAAAGUCUGGAAGUUAUAUAGGCAAUGAACCAUUAAUUGAGGACUUGAUUUUACUGGAGUUACUAGAUUGGUUCAAAAAUCAUUUCUUUACCUGGGUUGAUAAACCAUCUUGUGAAAAUUGUGGAAAUGAAAGUACAACUUUUGCUGGCAACUGUAUUGUUGCUACUGAAAGGGUUGAGGUGUACAGGUGCAAUUCAUGUGCAUAUAAAACAAAUUUUACUCGUCAUUGCGACCCAGAGAUUUUAUUAAGCACUCGAAGGGGAAGAUGUGGGGAAUGGGCUAAUUGUUUUACUCUUUUAUGUAGAGCUAUGGGAUGGCCUGCCAGACAUGUUAUAGAUGAAUCAGAUCAUGUGUGGACGGAGGUAUAUAGUGAAGGUGAAGGUCGAUGGCUUCAUUGUGAUCCCUGUGAAAAUGUAUGUGAUAAUCCCUUAAUAUAUGAGCAAGGUUGGGGAAAGCAACCAAAAUAUAUUAUUGCCUAUGCAUGUGAUGACGUACAAGAUGUUACAUGGAGGUAUACAACAGAUUUUAAAGGAGCUUUAAAAAGAAGAAAUUUAUGUUCUGAGGAAGAACUUUUAAUGACCAUAGAAAAAUUAAGGAAUCAGAGGCAGAAAAAUUUAUCAGUAAAUCGUAAAAAGUAUUUAGCAAAGAGAACUGUUGAAGAAUUAGUAGAAUUUAUGACUCCAAGAAAUCCUAAAGAAUCAGAAAAACAAGGCCGAACCUCUGGAUCUCUAGGUUGGCGUUUAGCUCGUGGUGAAACAAAAGAGGAGUCUAAUCAAUAUGUUUGGUAUAUUGACGAACUAUCAUUUCCUUCACUAGAAAUUGAUAAAAAGUGUUUCAAAAUGCAGUAUUCUAUUUGUCAAGAUUUGUACGAAUGUGUAGAUAAUAAAAAUAAUAUUAUAAAAACCAUAAAAGGCUGGAAUAAGGGGAUAUACUUCACCAAAGAUGUGUUUAGAAAAGAAGAACGAGAUUGGAAAAUGGUUUAUUUAGCAAGAAAGGAAAAUGCAUCUGAAGGCGAGUUAGUAUGGCGUUUCGCUAUAAAAGAUCAAAACCAUGUGAUUGAAGAUAUAAAUGCAAAAAUUAAAACGGAUGUAUUUGAGAAUGGCAAUAUAUCCUGCAUGAUCUGCAGUGAAAAUAUUUGUCUGCGUGUCAAACAAAGUAAUACAAUUCAAAACUAUACUGAUUUUAAAGGACAAAAAUAUAUUGAAAUCAAAUUAAAGUUAUCUGGCGGAAAAGGUUCUGUGUCUUGGCAACAUGCUCAGGUGUUUCGACAAAAAAUGUCUUCCAUAGCAUUACCGAUGCAAAUUAAUAUAACUAUAAAAAAUAUGAGCCAUCAUCAGGAACAAUGA